GCAUGAAUGUGAGAAAAAGCAUAUGAACGUUGUCAUGGAGAGCGGGCAAGAAAAAGCAUAUGAACGAUGCCCACCUGAAUUAAGAAAAAGCCUGAAUUUCUGCACUGGAAUCCCCUAUUUAAUAGGACAUCUUCAAUUUCAAAGCCUGAAAUAUUCCAAUAUUUUUAGAUGGCUCUCGAAGAGCUUUGCACUUCUGUUAUCUACAGAGAGUGUUCCUUGUUUGAAUGUUUUUGGUCUUCUAUCAAUGUUUUCCUCCGUUUUCUUGUUCUUUCUCUCGUUACAAUUUUGUUUUGUUUUUUCUUUGGGUUUUUAAAUUUUUUUGGUGAGGGUUUUGUUCGGCGUGCACGCUGGAUUGUCUGUGUGAUUUGUUCUGUUUUUUUUGUUUUCUGGUUUUACUGUGAGGAAGAGGCAGAGCAAAGGAAGGACAGAGGAAGAGGCAGAGCAAAGGAAGCCACCAGUAAGAGGAAAAUUUCUUCUUCUAGGAUGAAGGUGAUGGCUAAAGGUGGUUCUAGGGCUUGUAAUUUUCUACGAAUAGGGUGAUUGCAAACCACCAUUUCUCUGCCAGAAUAGAGGAAGAGGCAGAGCAAAGGAAGCAGCAGUUGAUGGAGGAGA
Cryptomeria japonica (Japanese cedar) is the source of this 612-nucleotide messenger RNA. RefSeq lists its product as uncharacterized. NCBI's taxonomy places the organism in Eukaryota, Viridiplantae, Streptophyta, Pinopsida, Cupressales, Cupressaceae. The coding region runs from base 169 to 540 and encodes 123 amino acids. The record is from RefSeq and is a predicted model, not a curated record. The transcript is spliced from 2 exons.